This is a messenger RNA of Dicentrarchus labrax (European seabass), 3261 nucleotides long. RefSeq names its product solute carrier family 26 member 5 (gene slc26a5). Gene Ontology annotation, molecular function: bicarbonate transmembrane transporter activity; chloride transmembrane transporter activity; secondary active sulfate transmembrane transporter activity. Lineage: Eukaryota; Metazoa; Chordata; Actinopteri; Moronidae. The transcript is spliced from 18 exons. The record is from RefSeq and is a predicted model, not a curated record. The coding region runs from base 273 to 2480 and encodes 735 amino acids. Gene Ontology annotation, cellular component: membrane. Gene Ontology annotation, biological process: transmembrane transport.
GGUAAUACAUCCUCUCAACGUGUCCUAUCUCUGCUGUAUCAGAAGCGGUUAUGCUGUCUGCUGUCCUCGAAGGACGUCGCUGACCUUGUUAAACAUUAACCGAGGAGGUCCCUUUAUUAGUCCACAUUCUCCUUCACCGGCAGCAUCCCGGGAGCUGGAGGAGUACGGCGAAAAAAAGUGCAGACAGUUGGAGCAGUUAAAGGAAUGAAGAUAUACCGGCCACAACAAUGACGGAGAGACAUACACUCUGACUCAGUAAGAUCAGGCCUGCUAUGGAGCAAGAAGAAGCUGCAGCUCGGGAGGGCUCGCAGCUGAUGUACAGGAUAGAGCGCUCGGUCUAUGAUGAAGCCUUCGUCCGGUCACAGCUCCUCAAGCGCAAAGAAAACUCCACAACCCUCCGACAGAGGCUGGCACAACAGUUCCGGUGUUCUUCAGAGAAAGCCAAGGCGGCAGUUUUUAGCUUCCUGCCUAUUUUAACAUGGCUGCCAUCCUAUCCAGUCAAGCAGUACCUGUUUUCCGAUGUGGUCUCAGGUCUCAGCACAGGAGUUGUGCAGCUCCCUCAAGGUCUGGCCUAUGCUAUGCUGGCUGCUGUGCCUCCAGUUUAUGGCCUGUACUCCUCAUUCUACCCAGUUCUGCUCUACACCUUCUUUGGCACAUCCAGACACAUAUCCAUUGGCACCUUUGCGGUGAUAAGUCUGAUGAUCGGGGGUGUUGCAGUGAGGGAGGCCCCAGACGACAUGUUUUACUUCCUGCCUGCCAACGGAUCCAACGCGUCUGCCGUCCUGGACGUGGCGGCUCGUGACACCAGGAGGGUGCAGGUGGCCGUUGUGCUCACGACUCUGGUGGGAAUCAUCCAGUUUGUCUUAGGCCUUCUCAGGUUUGGUUUUGUGGCGAUCUACCUCACUGAACCCCUGGUGCGAGGCUUCACUACAGCAGCAGCCGUGCACGUUGUUGUCUCUCAGCUAAAGUACCUGCUGGGGGUGAAAACACCGCGCUUCAGUGGGCCCCUCUCUGCUAUUUAUAGCAUCAAAGCAGUACUCACUGACAUCACCAGCACCAAUGUCACCACUCUCAUCCUGGGCCUCUCGUGCCUUGUCUUCCUGUACGUGAUCAAAGACCUCAAUGAGCGCUUUAAGAAGAAACUGCCCGUUCCCAUUCCUGGAGAGAUUAUCGUGGUCAUUGUGUCAACUGGUGUCUCUUACGGCAUGUCCUUAUCGGGCGAUUACAAAGUGGACGUGGUUGGGGAGAUACCAACAGGGCUUCUCCCUCCUGCCGUCCCAGAUUUCUCUCUGUUACCCAGAUUGGUCACGGACUCCUUCGCUGUAGCAAUUGUGGGAUUCUCAAUGGGCAUCUCACUUGCCAAAACCUUUGCCCUGAAGUACAGCUACAGCGUGGACGGCAACCAGGAGCUGAUUGCCCUCGGCCUGUGUAACUUCUUCAGCUCCUUCUUCCAAACCUUCGCCAUCACCUGCUCCAUGUCAAGGAGCCUGGUGCAGGAGAGCACUGGUGGGAAAACGCAGAUCGCCGGGCUGCUUUCGUCUCUCGUGGUGCUACUGGUGGUGGUGGCCAUCGGUUUUGUCUUCCAGCCUCUCCCUCAGACGGCGCUGGCUGCCAUCAUCAUGGUGAACCUGUUGGGGAUGUUCAAACAGUUCAGAGACAUUCCCCUUCUGUGGAGGACCAGCAGGAUCGAACUGGCCAUCUGGCUGGUAGCCUUCGUAGCGUCUGUGCUGCUGGGCCUGGAUUACGGCCUUCUGGUGGCCUUGGCAUUCGCCAUCCUGACAGUCAUCUACAGAACACAGAGCCCCAAAAGUGGCGUCCUGGGCCAUGUUCCCGGCACGGGGCUUUACUGUGAUGUGGGCGACUAUGAAGAGGCGGCUGAAUACGAGGGGAUUAAGAUUUUCCACUCUAACUCUUCAAUCUACUUUGCUAACAGUGACCUUUAUGUGAAUGCCCUCAAGGAGAAGACGGGAGUGAACCCUGAGCGUUUACAAUCUGCCCGGAAAGCUAUACAGAAACAGAAAAAGAAGGCAAACGGCAGCCACAACUCUCCACGGAAGAUCUGUGCUAAGUACAAGGAGCAGUCAGUGACCCAUGAGGUUUUGUCCAUUAACCACGUGGCGGAGGAGCAGACGAACGGCCAGUUGGGGGACAGACACAGCGAGUCCGACUUAGAGGAGGCCGUCUUCCUGGAACCUCUCAGCACUGUUCACUCCAUCAUCCUGGACUGGACAGCUGCCAACUUCAUCGACUCCGUGGGAGCAAAAGCCAUCAAACAGGUUAUUAAGGAAUAUGCAGCUGUGGACGUGCAAGUGGUGCUAGCCGGCUGCAGCAGAAGCCUGCUGUCUGAACUGGACGCCCUACAGUUUUUCACCGGUAUCAUGACUCCAGAGAUGGUGUUCCCCACCGUCCAUGAUGCCGUGCUGCGCUGCCAACACUCAAAUCCCCACCUGUCAGCUACUGCAACCAAUAAAACCACCUGACCAGAGGUGACGCCUGUGACCGGGGACAGAUUGAAGCAGCGAGGUCCUGACUCAGACAGCAGAUUUGGGAGGUCCCCCUUUCUCCUCUAGGAGGGAUGAGUUUGUCUCCACUGACGUUCCAUUAUCACAGUAGAGAUGAAUAGUCACUCAUAUUGAAUAGACGAGUGUUUGUAGCGCAGGUGGAUGGUUUUCACUCUCAAACAACUGUGUAAACUUAAAAGUGCCCAAAGCAGCUUGACACAAGGCAGUUUAAAAAGGGUUUUAUCUCAUCAGAAAUUCCGGAUUUCCAGCUGACAUUCCCACAGCCCUUAUUCCUUUUGAACAAUCUGAGAGGUCGAGAGAGAGAGAGGAUGCAGAGUUGCACUUUUUAAGUCUUUUUGUAGUUCUUACGGCUCUCUUGGGAGAAGUAGAUUUUAUUGUAAGUUGCUGCUGUCUUGUUAGAAUGAUUUUAAUGUGUGGUUGAAACUGACUAGAAGCUGCCAGUCAUUAUCAUGCUGUACCAAUGUUGAUGGUUACUGAGAUGUUUUAAACUGUAUUUCUGUCAUUGUGUAUUUAAAUCAGCAAAAGCACUAUCAUUGGUCAAUUUGCAGUGUCAUGUUUGUUGUUAUGGUACAUUUGCACUGCUGUAUGAGUUGUGUAAUGUAUUGUACAUUCUGUAAUUGGACAUUUUUAGCAUAAGAAGAGCUCUAUUUUUGUGUUAGUUAUGCUCUUAUUGUAUAACACAGGAUGCCUUUAAAGUUACCAUGUGGUUAUUUUACACCAUUAAAAAACUGAGACUCAA